AGCAGCAGCGGACCACCCACACCCUUCACCACACACUCCACAGCUACAGAGGGGAGUCCCAUCUCUUCCACUGGUCCUAUGACUAUAACAUCCUUCAAGACUACCGCUACCCAUCAAACCCCACCACACCCUCAGACCACACUUUCCACUCAUGUUCCACCUUUCUCCACCUCCUCAGUGACUCCCAGUACUCACACAGUCAUCACCGCUACACAUCCACCAAUAACCACUUCCCCCUCCAUCCACUCAGCCCCCACAGGCACUAUUCCUCCACAUACAACGGUCAAGACCACAGGAUCCACACACAUAGCCCUACCAAUUACAGAGACCACCAGUGGAAUCAGUCAAGCCCACAGCUCAUUCAGCACAGCCACAACCCCAACAUCCCUCCACUCACAUGCUGCCUCCACACACCAUCCUGAAAUCACCCCAACUGCUUCCACCACCAUUACUCCAAACCCCACUGGUACAGGAACCAGCUCACCUGUAGCCCACACGACCUCGGCCACGAGCCACGGGCCACCCACACCCUUCACCACACACUCCCCACUUACAGGGAGCAAGCCUAUCUCUUCCACUGGUCCCAUGACUACAACAUCCUUCAAGACCACCACAACCCAUCGAACUCCAACACACCCUCAGACCAUACUUUCCACUCACAUUCCACCUUUCUCCACCUCCUCAGUGACUCUCAGUACUGACAUGAUUAUCACCCAUACACACCCACCAAUCUCCAAUUCCACAUCCAUCCACUCAACCCCCACAGGCACCAUUCCUCCACAGACAAUGGUCAAGACCACAGGAGACACACACACAGCCCUACCAAUUACAGAGACCACCAGUGGAAUCAGUCAAGCCCACAGCUCAUUCAGCACAGCCACAACCCCAACAUCCCUCCACUCACACACUUCCUCCACACACCGUCCUGAAAUCACCCCAACUUCUUCCACCACCGUUACUCCAAAGCCAACUGGUACAGGAACCGGCACACCUGUAGUCCACAUGACUUCGGCCACGAGCCAUGGGCCACCCACACCCUUCACCAUACACUCCCCACCUACUGGGAGCAAGCCUGUCUCUUCCACUGGUCCCACGACUACAACAUCCUUCAAGACGACCACAACCCAUCCAACCACACCACACCCUCACACCACACUUUCCACUCAUAUUCCACCUUUCUCCACCCCUUCAGUGACUCCCAGUACUCACACGGUCAUCACCACUACACAUCCACCAAUGUCUACUUACACAUCCAUCCACUCAAACCCCACAGGCACCAUGCCUCCACAGACAACGGUCAGAG
This is a messenger RNA of Sapajus apella (tufted capuchin), 1303 nucleotides long. RefSeq names its product mucin-6-like. The record is from RefSeq and is a predicted model, not a curated record. Lineage: Eukaryota; Metazoa; Chordata; Mammalia; Primates; Cebidae. The annotation marks the transcript as partial. The transcript has a single exon.